Xyrichtys novacula (pearly razorfish) is the source of this 7946-nucleotide messenger RNA. NCBI's taxonomy places the organism in Eukaryota, Metazoa, Chordata, Actinopteri, Labriformes, Labridae. The record is from the annotation of a GenBank genome assembly.
GCAUUGAUACGAACAAACUCCACGGUACUACGCAAGUGAAAUGUGCAGAAGAUGAAAGUUGGACUUGGGGGUAAAUAUAAAGUUUUAUUUUCCCAUUGAAAUCAUCGUCACCAAAUAUUAUCUGUGAUGUACCUUUAAACAGUGAAUGACUCGCCACAUAGACAGAGGGACUGUGUCGUUUAACGCUGGUGCAUUGUGUUGAACGGGUCGUGCUUCGGCUUUAUAAAACAGGCGUGUCUACAGCCAGUCGAGAGGUUCAAACACUGACUUUUCACAGUGAGCGGAACGCGUGUGUCUCUCGGGCAGUGGAUUAUGUGGAGGUGUCUGCUCGAACUGCAAAUUAACAUCUUCUCUGUCUAACUUCGAAGGCUUCCGGAGCUAGAUUGUGGACAUGUGAGUACACAACUUUAUCUGUCCUUCAUUUCUGCCGAGGGAUUUUGAGUUUUCACUCUAACGGUGGUUAGGAAAGUUAGUUGUGCUGCAUUCAGGCGCCGCUUGGAUUGUCUAACACCCAAAGUUGACCUGACGCUUUUCUGAGGGUAGAAAACAUUAUUGGUUAAAAGUUUUAUGUUUCAAUGCUUUCAUCUGACUCUGGUUAUUUAACAACAACGACAACUUGUAUUUAUAAAACAUCAGGAAUGAGCCAAAAUUUGAUGCAUCAUACAAAUGUGAGCGAGAAUUCACGUGAACGUUUCAAGCUAGAAACUCCUUUUUCCCGACGUCACAUAAACGCAGGUCAACACUGAGUCCUUUUAAAGUUCACUAAAUCGUUAUCAUAACCCCAAAACUCGACAUUUGUUUUGACAUUAAAGCGUAAAAAAUGCAGUCUUUUUUUCUGAUUGAUUUGAGGGUGAUUUUAAAGAGAGACGUCGCCAUAUGGAUUUAGUUUGAGCCAAACUUUAUCUCUAAAUGUUGUCCUGUUUGCGUGAUUUGUUGUGAAUUCCAGUCUGGUAUUGGUUUAAAAGCGAUAUUUGCGAGUUUAUCACGUUAAACAACUAAUAGAAAGUCUCGUCAGUGGAAUUAAUAAGUCAGCUGGAACAAAUAACGAGUGGCGAUGUUAUCAUGAAGUGAGUUUAUUCGCUACAUCUGUGUUUCUUGGAUAAUUCGCAGUAAAUCAACGUUUUGGUGGGGCUUUUUUUAAUUUUUUGGUCACUUUUAGCAGCUUGUUUGUCUCCCAACGGUUCUGGAACUGAAAGCCAGGCUCGUGCUGCGAGCUGUUCUAGAAGCCUCACGAGCUCUGUCCCUUUACUGCUGAGAGCGAGCAGGUUGUCUCGUGCUCACAUUCUGCUCCGCUCGUGCUGAAUGAGCCAUGAUGUUGCUACUGUUUGAUAAGACUCUGAGCGGCUAUAUUUACCUUUUUAUGCGAUUAUUAUCAACUCUAGACGGUGUUUGGUGUUAAAUUUAUUCAUGAGUCAUCCUUGUUUUGGUAUUUUGAGUUAAUCUUCUGCAUUUCAAAACAAGUAUUUGUAUUUUCUCUUAACAUUUUCCAAGUUGUCCUACCUUCCUAACAGCAAGAUGGAUUUUAUCCUGAAUUGACUUGACAGUAACAACUAGAAAAUACAAUUUUUAAUGGUUUCAAUGUGUCAGGGUAUUCAAGCACAUCACUAGAUUGCCAAAAAAUGGUUGAUGCAGGUCCACUGGGUCCUGGGUCAUUCCCUACCUUGUUGAUUUGCAUGUUUGAGUAAAUGUGGUCCUCAUUAUUUUCAGUGUGGUGUGGUUUAUUUGAAGUUUAAAUGAUUGUUCCAAAGGUCAGUUAAUUCUGCACUGAAACAGUAGUCAGAAAUAUCCAACAUUGUUAGUCCAUUUCUAUUUAAGCUUACUUUAGUCAACUUCAACCCCACCACUACCACCACCCAUAAAGCCAUAGUCAACACUGGUGAUGGACUGAUUAAUCAGACUGAUUCUUGGCAUUUCCACAUAUUGGCUUUCUCCCUCACAAGGUUGAUAUCACCAUGACCCUUUCUCAUUGAAAACACAUUUAACUCCUCAUCCAUUGACAGCAUACCAGAUCUAAACAGUUGUGUGUUUUGAUGUACAUUGUGUUGUGGUGUAUACACUAAAAGUUUCAGAUUGCUGGACAGAAAUCCAAAAGUCCCUUGUGGCACAAUUUUACCAAGUCAAAUAUUAUUUCAUCCACAUUUACUGGAUUUAACGUUCACUCAAGUUCAUGCAACUGUCAUUGUUUAUCUUGUAUUCUUCUCGUUUGAGUAAAAAUAAUAAAGUUGACCUCAAAUUUACCUCAGAGCCCCAGCUUUGGCGGUCACUAACAUGUCUCUUCACUGCUCUUUCUCAGUACAUCUGAACAUUGUGAGACGAUGGAAAACAAGGAGGAAUUAAAGAGUACCGAGCCCAACAGCGUCCUGUCCUGGGAGCAGGUGAGCCGGCUGGAUGAAGUUUUGACGGAGGUUGUGCCCGUUCAUGGACGAGGGAACUUUCCAACUUUGGAGGUGCGGCUCAAAGACAUUGUGGCCCGGGUGCGCUCUCGCCUGGAACAUAGCGGCAUCGAAGUGAAAGACGUUCGUCUCAACGGCUCCACAGCCAGCCAUGUGCUGGUGCAGGACAUUGGCUGGAGCUACAAGGAUCUGGAUGUCAUCUUCAGGGUAGACCUGCCUCACGAGGCAGAGUUUAGGCUCAUUAAGGAUGUGGUUCUCGGUACUCUGCUGGACUUUCUGCCCGAGGGUGUGAACAAGGAGAAAAUUACACCCAUGACUCUCAAAGAGGCGUACGUGCAGAAGCUGGUGAAGGUGAACACAGAGCAGGACCGCUGGAGCCUCAUCUCCCUCUCCAAUAACAACGGCCGCAAUGUGGAGCUGAAGUUUGUGGACUCAAUACGCAGACAGUUCGAGUUCAGCGUGGACUCCUUUCAGAUUGUGCUGGACUCCAUGCUCUCCCACUAUGAACAUUCAGAGACGCCAAUGUCACAGACUCUCCACCCCACUGUGAAUGGAGAAAGCAUGUACGGAGACUUCAGCAUGGCGCUCAGCCACCUGCGGAACAAGCUCAUCGACACCAAGCGGCCCGAGGAGAUCCGCGGUGGCGGCCUGCUCAAAUACUGCAACCUCCUGGUGCGGGACUUUCGGCCAGUCAGUGAGGAGGAGUUCAAGACCCUGGAGAGAUACAUGUGUUCACGCUUUUUUAUCGACUUCCCUGAUAUCGGGGAGCAGCAGCGCAAGGUGGAGGCCUACCUCCAGAGCCACUUCAUAGGUGAGGAGAAGAGCAAGUACGACUACCUCAUGAUCCUGCGCAGAGUGGUCAACGAGAGCACGGUCUGCCUCAUGGGCCACGAGAGGCGGCAGACCCUGCACCUCAUCUCUCUGAUGGCCUUCCGGGUGCUGGCGGAGCAGAACGCCAUCCCGAACGCAUCCUGUGUCACCUGCUACUAUCAGCCAGCACCUUAUGUUCGAGACCACAACUUCAGCAACUACUACGUGUCUAACCAGAACAUUCCAACAUGGCUGCCGUGUAACUGACAAAUGGAGCGCCCGGAUGAGCAAGAGGGCUCUGCUGCUGCUGCUGCUUUCGGAAAGAGAGAAGGAAUCUAAAAACCCUCCCCCAGAAAAUGUAUUAAUGAGGCAAUAAACGCGAUGGUCCUCUCAAGGCACAAUUAUGUUUCAUGGACGAGUGUUUCACUUUGUUUUUUGGGAUCCUUUUCAUUCCUUAUCUACAGAGUUGUCUAGGUCAUCUGAAAAAAAAAAAAAAGAUAUUUUUAAGUGUUUUGAUUUAUUUUUCUUCUCAUGUUUGGUUGUUUUCCCAGUUUACCAACUUUUUCUUAAUGGAGUUGUGUUUUUGUGCCUUAACUUCCAGGUUUACCCCCUUGGUAAUUUCAGUAUGGGCUAUCUUUAUGAAGAAAGGGAAGAAGAGAAUGUCGUAGCCUUAAUUUGGUUUACUCCUGUGAUAAAAAAAAUAAUAAAAUAAAUGUGAAAAUACAGAAAAAAAAAUCUAAAAAUAUAGAAAAAUAGUAUUAAAGGGGAAGAAGUAGUAGAACAGGUGAAGGCCCCAAAAAAUAAAGCACCAGUUGUAAAAGUUAGGUUCACUUGGGAGGGAAGAAAGGUGGUACACUAAUGACUAUGUCCUCAUGACUGAAGGGGAAAGUAAUUUGUUUUAAAUCAUUUCGUUAAUAACUCAGACAUUUCUGCUUUCCCCGAUAAGCCGACAGUGCCUGUGUUUUUGUAAACAAUGCAAUAGAUAAUGUGUGUAUUUUUAUUUUUCCACUGUGAACUUCAGUGUGAGAUGAGCUCCCCUUCUCCCCCUUAACCCAGUUUACUCAGCCCUGUAUUUUUCAGUCAGUGGAAAUCUACAAUGAGGCAGUUAAAGCCUCAGAUUGACAGGCUCCUGUGUGUCUGAGGAGUUUAUUUUUCCCUGUGUUUUAAGUCACUUCCAAAGCCUCACAAGAGACCUCCAGAUGCCACAAUCCUCUGGCUUCUGUGUGAGGUACACUGACUGACAGGACUGAGUCAACUCAGGCCUGCUCAGGGAAUGCUGCUGGCCUCGUUGCCUGGCGCAGGAGCUCGCUGGGAGUCUUCGGAGUGACAGGCUGACUGGCUGUCCCUUCCCUUAAAAGGAGCAGCACAUGGUCGGCCCCGCGGGGUCGUCCCUCACGACCAUUGCAGGCUCGACAUCAGCCCUGAAAUGGGAUCCUCCUCUGACGCAGCUCAGCGACCGGCGCUCUAACUGCGGGCCGGCUAUAAUUAUCAUGUUUUUCUUUUUUUUGCUUUCCCGGAAGAGGCACCUUUUUUUAAAAGCAGGGAGCAGCAGCAGCUCUGCCACCUUACAUGUGUGGGAGCUGAAACACUUCCUGUCCUCUCCUCCCAGUGCCUGCUGGGACCACGCUUGUGUUUGAACCCCUUUUGUGGUCAUGGGAGGACAGACAGCAGGGAUUGGUAUGUUAAGAGAAACGCCAGCAUGUCUGCUCCCCCACUUCAGACUUGGAUUUUGAUUUAUCCUGGAAGCUGCAGCUCACUUGAGUCACCAGGCGAUCUUCCUCACCAGCUGUAGAGACACCCCCCCUCCAAACUCUGAAUUCCUAUUUCUAGACCGGCCUGUAAUUGGCUGUUAAUUUGAAAACGUGUGGUGUGGCACGCUGAUUAGAUGUGCUAAACCUGUCAUCUCUCCUGACAUGAUUGUGGUCAAAUAUCUAAGAGGAGAAAAUGCUCCAGGAGGCUGCAGCUGCUGCUGGUCGUGGUGUGUGUUAAUUCCCCCUUACCCUGUAGUUCAUCAGAAAAACUUGUCUAUUUCUGCUCAGUGUUUCUGCUGCUGCUGCUGCUUGUCUCACUGUUUACUCCCGAUAACCAGGAUGGUCUCUUAUCAGGCUGGCCCACAGCUCCUGGCUGGUUAGAGAAUGUGUUACAGGGAAGGUCAGCUCGGCCUCUUUAGCAGGUCACACCCCAGGUCGGGGCAUUUUCAGCUGGCUCAGCUGCUUUAGUCUUUUUAACAACAAAUAAGGUGCCACAAUCUGUCUCGCUCUGGACCAAAGUCUGUUUUAAAACCAGCAACUGAAGCACUAAAGUGCCUUUGACUUCUUUGGAGAGUGAUGAAGCUUUUUAACACGAUUUUUAACGGUGACCAGGAUGGAAAGGGUUGUUUUUCACUCCCUUUAAAUUCUGAGAAACUUGGGUGAUAUAAGACCGUCACCGCUAUAUUAGAUACACGUUCAAUGGAGAACAGAGACAAUUUGGUUGGGAAGCAAAAUAAUUCUGGUUUGAUUUGAAAUUUUGAGUUUUUGGUCUUUUAUUUUUCUUUUCCCCCAUUUUUCUUCCUUUUGUUUUGUCUCCAAGUUUCAGUCCAAACCUGUACUAUUCCUUCAAACCUUUUUGUCCAGUCAUUCCUGUCACAGUCUUUUGUUGAAUUCCCUCCUUUGUCUUUUCCUCAGAGUUAAAGCCUUGUUGUCAUGUUGAUUUCAGUCUGAUUGCCUUUGAAACUCCACUUUUGAUUGAUCCUUAUAUUCUGAAACCUGCGUUAUAGAUCCACCUGCUCCAGAGCAACCCGGCUACAUUUGUUCCGCUGACAGUUUUUUUUGUUCCCAUCCAAACCAAAGCAAUACCUUAAGUGCACUGACAGGCCAUCCUGUGGCACAGUAGCUGGAGGUCGCCCAGCAGAGACCCCAUACUAACAGAAGCACUUUAGAGAGGCCUUGUUUUACUCCAAACCCAGCCACCUGAGAGGAAUGUAAAUAAGCUAAUGUGGUCGAUUGCUGGAGGGAGUUGAGCUGGUUCUCAGGGACAUCAUGUGUUUUUGAGGACUUUGUUUUGUCCCCUUUAUUAUUUUAUUUUGGAGGGUAAACUAGUCUAAUCAGCCAUGGACUAUUGAGACAUCCCCUCCUCAUAUUCACCUUGUCUUUUCCUCUUCUCUGUCGUAAUUGUAACCCUCUUUUCUUACCCGAAAUGCAUGUUCUCACUAAAGUAGAUCGAGCAGACUUCAGCUUUGCAGCCUGAGUGUAGGACUCUGUUUUUAUCUGCACAUCUUUGUGCUCUGAAACCUUAUCGUCGCUCUAAGGAUAGUUCCCUCAUACUUCAGCAGAAUUGACUUGUCUGACAGCCUGCAGACUAAAAUCUCUCAUUGGCUGGAUUCAGACUGUAGUAACUUUUCUCUGGCGUUGAAUGAAUGUAGGGUAUCUGUAAACUAAUUUCUUGGCAAUCAGGAGAGUCAUGGUGUCACCAAAAAUUCACCUUAAAACAGUGGCUAAUGUUGGCAUAUUCAGCCGCUUUACUGAUUAGAAAUACUCAAAUUACCUUUUUGUCAGUUUGCCCAGGCCGAUAGAAAAUGAAGAGACCCUGCCGAGAGAGAUUAAGCAGCAGGAUGUUUUAAGUGCUUUGCAUCCUCAGAAUGAAGUCAGAGGGAAACAGCAGCUGUGAUCACAGGGCAUCUUCUCUAAGUGAUGAUAAAUCGGUUUAUUGAAAGCAUGAAAUUGUCAAUCAGGCCAAACCUGCAGCUGAAGUCUGCUGAGCGCAGUGAGAACAUGUUUUUUCUUUUGCUUCUUGUUGACUUUGCUCACUUACUAGAACUAGUUUGAAGCAGAGUCAAAGAAAAUGCGACGAAAAGAAACGUGCAUUUUCUAGAGAGAUGAUCGCGAACCCAGCCUGCGAGCUGAAAUCAGCGUUUUUUUCUUAGUCCACUCUGCCCACGAGUGUUACGGUUAUUGUGGCUUGUCCCCUGACGACCGAAAACGUGUGCCUGAUGAUGAAAUCUUUACAAAGCAGAUGCUGAAUCAGUUUCUCCGUCAGGGUUCGAUGGAUGUACGUGGAUGUUCUGUGAAGGACGAUAAUGAUGUUUAAAAAAAAAGAAAAGAAAAAAAAAGGAUGAAGUGUUUUUUGCCUUUUGUUGUUUUCCUGCCCCACUUUCUUUCUCUGCUGUAAACUUGUCAGUGUUAUUGACCCCGCUGCUUCUCUCACUCACCUUGCUUUUGGUCGUCCAACACGUUUGGGCUUUUGUUCAUUAUUAGUACAGAGUGUUUCUUUAUUUAUGACACCUGUAGAUGUAUUCUUUGCUGGAGCGGGUGCAGAGCAAGCUGUGGAUUAGAUAUUUACGCUUGUCUGAGUACAAGUCUUACACCAUAGCAAUGUGACGGAGGCUCUCCUACAGUUUCUAUAUGAAGAGUUGUGAAUUUAUUUUGCAGCAGAUUUGUGUUUACGUUAAUGCGUGGAGGUGUGUGUGCUUGUUUGCAUGUGUGUAUGAAGGGAUGCCUGUGGCUACACAAGUUUAAAAAGUGGGGAAACAAUUUUGAAAUUUGUCGCACUAUAUAUAUAUUUUUUGAAAUAGUUAAUGCAAAAGAGCUUUUUUGUCAGCUUUGUGAUUGUGACGAUGAAUUUUGAUGGUUACAACCAUUAUACUAUUUCAUUUUUCAGCACUUUUACCUCACUUGAGUUUUUCCUUUGAAUGGAAAUGUACUUGUACAUCAGGAAAAUGUGUUUGAAGAGGAAAAAAUGAAUAAAGAGUAUUAAAUGCAGAAA